Batrachochytrium dendrobatidis JAM81 is the source of this 1314-nucleotide messenger RNA. RefSeq lists its product as uncharacterized. Gene Ontology annotation, biological process: mannosyl-inositol phosphorylceramide biosynthetic process. The record is from RefSeq and is a predicted model, not a curated record. Bases 167 to 1129 code for a protein of 320 amino acids. Gene Ontology annotation, molecular function: mannosyltransferase activity. Lineage: Eukaryota; Fungi; Chytridiomycota; Chytridiomycetes; Rhizophydiales. The transcript is spliced from 4 exons.
GGGUUUCAGCACAGCAUCAAACAGCUGUCAAAAAUCGAUAUAUAACUUGCCACUUCGACACUAGUCUGGCAAUUGACUGCAGCCUACCCUAGCUAUUUCAGCACUAUUGAGAAAAUCAGCAUUUUAAGGUUGCUUUCAGCUUUAGUUUGGAAUAAGAGCUGUAAACAUGCGACCAUAUAUAUGUUUCAAAAGCAAGAGGAUCGUUGUUCUGUUGUGUAUUGUGUUGGUAGUAUACAGUCUCAUACAUUUGGGUUAUGUGACCCCAAGAGCCUCUUUAAUAUUGAACAAGUCUCGAAGCAGCCCGUUUUCAUCAUUGCGCAUGGUCAAUUCAUCCUGCCUCGAGAAACCAAGAACUAUAGCAAAGAUCAGCUCUCCGCCUUAUGUCCCCAUUCCACAUAUUAUCCAUCAGUCAUGGAAGACUACUGUUUUACCAAAAAAAUUUCAAGUAUGGCAGAUGUCUUGGAAAAACAGUCACUCUGAUUGGAAGUAUAUUCUAUGGACUGAUGAUGAUAACAUGCGGUUGUGCGAGGAGCAUUUCCCAUGGAUGCUGAAGCGUUUCAAAGAAAUGCCCACCACAAUCAAUCGUGCGGAUACGGCUCGUUACAUGUACAUGUACAAGUAUGGAGGCUUCUAUGCAGAUCUAGAUUUAGAAUGCUUAAAAUCGCACACACCAAUUGCUAAAAAAGGAGGUGUCGUUGUUCCAUUGAUGUCUCGAGAUUAUAAUUUUGUGCACAACAUUCCCAAUCCAUGGAUGGGAUCUAUACCGGGUCACCCGUUUUGGCUAUUUCUUUUGAAAAAAAUCAAAGAUCGACCCAUAACUACUAGUGUAGAGCUUUUAACUGGCCCGAUCGUACUGUACGAGGCACUCAAAGAAUUCGAUCAGCAAGUUUUGAACGAAUCGAUACCACCUAUUACAUACAUUGCUCCAGAAUGGAUAUUGCCAUAUGACUGGCAUAACAUGAAAGGGUUAGGACAUAUAUGCUCUGCACAAUCUGAACGCUUUAAUCCGAUUGAGUGCAAAAAAAAUGCCGAUCCAAACAAUCAAGCUUUUGCAUUUACAUACUGGUCGCACUCUUGGGGGUCGAAUGGAACUGCUUUAAUGGAUAUCCCUUUUAAAGCCUCCAUAUAGAUCCAAUAUUCACUUUCAAACUGAUCAAUUUACUUUUUCCAUGGAAAUCGUUUUGAUACUUGUCCUUUUAUCUACUUUGCUACCUUUCUGUCCAAUUGCAUUUACAAUCGUAUUCACGUAAAAUGAAGCACUUGUAUUUAUUUUGCAGUGGUUGAUUCCUUGAAAUAAACAAUAGUUGAAUAUUU